Molecule: messenger RNA, 4141 nt
Organism: Chlamydomonas reinhardtii
Lineage: Eukaryota; Viridiplantae; Chlorophyta; Chlorophyceae; Chlamydomonadales; Chlamydomonadaceae
Exons: 10
Coding region: 95-3283 (1062 amino acids)
Biological process (GO): protein arginylation
Cellular component (GO): cytoplasm
Molecular function (GO): arginyl-tRNA--protein transferase activity
Source: RefSeq, a predicted model, not a curated record
AGAAUUCACAACAGUUUGUCCAUUAACAUGAAGAACUGAACUGGUGAAACAAUUGCGGGAGCAAGCCUGCAACAGUUUCGUCCCCGAGAGGGAAAUGGCGCGCUCGGCAGAGGACCUGCGGCGCGCCAUCAGCGUGUGCGUGGAUGUGGGCGUUAACGCGAACGAUUGCGGCUACUGUGGAGGCGAGGACUGCUCGGUGUCGCACGGCAUGCCGGUCCGCGGCUUGAGCGUCUACCAGUACCAGGAUCUAAUCGACCAGGGCUGGCGCCGUUCAGGCACGUACCUGUACAAGCCCGACCUGCGCGUCACAUGCUGCCGGCCCUACACCAUCCGCCUGGACGCCACACAGUUCCGGCCCGACAAGGUGCAGCGGCGGCUGGUGCGGCGCUGGCGGGCCUUCCUGCAGCAGCCGCCGGGCACUCUACCGCCUGGGGCCAGCAGUGCCAGUACGGCUGAAGACGCGGCGGCGGAGGGCGACGGAGGCCAGGGCCAGGGUCAGGCUCAGGCGGCAAAGACAGAACCAGGAACAGGGGCAGGGACACAGACAGGAACGGAAACGGAAGCGGAGGCAGGAGGGGAGGCGGGCGGCAUGGGCGACGUUGACAUGGGGGAGGGGCCCCCGCGGGCCGGCGCAGCAGCCGCGGCUGCGGCAGCAGCCAAGACGGCUGCUCGGAAGGGCCUGGAGGCGGCUGUGGAGGCAGCUGCAAAUGCCGCGACAGAGGCAGAGGCCGCAGGCGCCGCCGGGGCGGCACCGGGCGCCGGGGCCGGCAAGGCGUGGGGGCCGCCAGCGGCGGGAGGGGCGCAGGCGGAGGCGGAGCGGCUGCGGAUGCUGGCGGAGGAGUUGUUGGCGGCGGCGGUGGUGCGGGCGCGGGCGGCGGGUGAGCUGCCGGUGCCUGUGCCGGUGCCGGCGAGACCGACCAACACCACCGCUGCCGCUGUCGGCGCGGGCGCGGGGGCGGGCGCCAGUGCAGGCGCGGGGGCGGGCGCGAGUGCAGGCACAGGGGCGAGGGCGGGGGCGGGCGAGGUGCCGGUGCUGCGGCUGCCGUCGUCGGGCCUGGCGGUGCGUGUCUGCUCCGCCAAGCAGCGGGCGGCGCUGCCCCCGGAUGUGCGGUUCACCUCCUCUGCGGCGUUUGCCAUCAUGGCAGCUGCAACAGCCGCGGCCUCUGAAGCGAACGUGGGCAGCAUGAGGGCGGCGGCGGGGCCCACGCCGGCGGCAGGGCCAGCAGCAGCGGGAGCGGCGGCGUCAGCAGGAGGAGGGGGCGGGGGAGGGGGUUGUGUGCCCGAGCCGAGUAGGUCCCAAGGGGGAGUGGGAGGAGCAGGGGUGGAGGUGCGGUCAGGGACAGCGGUCGGGCCAGGGCCAGGCUGUGCCGCCUCGGGCCGGCAGGAGGGCCGGCAGGAGGGGCAGCAGGAGGGGCAGCAGCCUACGAGCAAGAGCCAAGCCAAGAAACUGCUGAAGCAGCAGCAGCUGCAGCAGCGGAAGCACGGAGGCAAGGGCGCCGCCGCUGCCGAGGGGAGCGCCGAGGGUGCGGGAGGGGCGCCGCGCGGCGCCAGUGACGCUGGUGACAGCGGCGGCGGUGGUGGUGGUAGUGGUGGCGGCAGCUGCACGGGGACAGCUGCAGCGGCGCCAGGGGUAGAUGCAAAGGCAGUGGCUGCGGCCCUUGCCAGGCACAUCGACGCCCUGCUGCAGGAGGGGCAGCUGGAGGUGGCAGCGGGGUCGGUAGUGAAGAAGGGGGCGGCGGCAGCUGGGUCUACGGUGGCGGCGGCGGCACGGCAGUUGGGGUUGGUAGCUGCGUCCGCAGCCAACGGCCAUGUCAACUUCCACGUGCGAGGCCAGGAGGCGGGGGCGCCUAAGGCGGCGGCGGCGGAGGCGGCGGCAGCAGAGGCGGCGGCGGGGGCAGCAGGAGCGUCGGCGGCAAUGGAAGUGGACAGGGCGGCGGCGGUGGCGACCGGCGUGGCUGGUACAGCCAAUACGGAGGGGCUGAGGAGCACGGCGGGGAGACGAGGGAGCGAGGGCGGCAGCAAGCGCAGCCGGCGGCACAGCGCGGCCAGCGGGUCGGGCGCGGCGAUACCAGCCGCCUCCGCAGCCGCCGCUGCGGCCUCGGGUACCGCUUCCGCUACAACUGCUACUGCUGCUGCAGCUGCUGCUACUGCUACUGCUGCUGCCGACGCGGCUGGCGAGGUGGGGGAGCUGCGGGAGCUGUGUGUGCCGGCGGGGCGGCUGCGCGUGGAGCUGGUGCCGAGCGGCUUCUACUGGGAGGAGUAUCAGCUGUACGUCAGGUACCAGGUGGCCCAGCACGGCGACUCGCCCGACGAGCUGUCGGCCGCCGCCUUCCGCCGCUUCCUGUGCGACACGCCGCUGGCCGCCGUGCCCCCCGCCGCCGACCCCGCCGCGCCCGCCUGCGGCUACGGCUCCUUCCACCAGCGAUACAUCCUGGACGGCAAGCUGGUGGCGGUGGGUGUGGUGGACGUGUUGCCCCGCUGCCUGUCCUCCGUCUACCUCUUCUACGACCCAGACCUAGGGUCGCUGGCGCUGGGCCGCUUCACGGCGCUGCAGGAGAUUUGCUGGGUGCUGGAACAGCGGCAACAGCACCAGCAGCAGCACCAGCACCAGCACCAGCAGCAGCCGGCAGGCAGCCUCCCCUUCAGCCCCACCCCCACCACCACCCCCACCCCCACCUCGCCCGCCUCCGACCUGCGCUACUACUACAUGGGGUACUACAUCCACACCUGCGCCAAAAUGAGGUACAAGGCCGAGUACGGGCCCUCCGACCUGCUGUGCCCGCUGACCAAGGUGUGGGUACGCAUCACGCCACAGUUGAUGGCGGCGCUGACAGCCUCCCCCUAUCUGCCCCUAGCCACCCAGCCCGCCGCCGCCUGCUACCCGAACCUGGCGGCGCCGCCAGGCGACCCCGCCGCCGCCCAGCCGCCAGGCGAGCCGCUGCUGCCGGCCCUGGCGGCGCAAGCCGCCGCCCAAGCCGCCGCCGACCAGGCCGCCGCGGACCAGGCUGCAGCGGAGGGCGAGGAGGGCGAGGGGGAGGGGCAGGAGGGCGAGGGGCAGGUGGCGAGGGCGGCGCGGGCCAUGCCGGCUGUGGGGCCGGACGUGUGGCAGACGUUGGUGGCGCUGUCGGGGCCGGGCGCACAGAGCUCGCGGCCCAUGCCGCUCCAGAUCCUGGCCCAGUUCGCCGCCAUAGGGCGGGAGCCGCUGCGGCGCCUGGCGGCUGCCAUCGGGACGUGGCGGGCGGCGGUGGGCUGGACCGCGCCCACACUGGCGUACGAGCUGUAGCAGCUGUGGGGGUGUAGUGGCAGGGGGGGACGGUUUGGGGGGAGGGCCGGUGUCGGUGUGUAUAUGUGUGUGUAAGACCGCUGGUGCGAGGUCUGGAUGGCUGGCCGGCGGCAGUGCAAGGGUUCCGUACGGGUCCGGUGCGGCUUUCGUGUCCUCAGGGAGUGCAGCAGGAACGCCGUAAACGGACUUGAUAACGAGCUGGGGCUUCCCUUAGGGUAUGUGGGACUUGCCGUCCUACAGGGAGUCAGGCGGCGGCAAGCGGUGCAUGGCAGGGGAGCGAAAAACCGGGGAGGGUGCUGCCGGGGGGGGAGGCUGCUGCCGGGGAGGCUGCUGCCGGGGAGGAUUCUGCCGGGGAGGGCGCUGCCGGGAGGCUGCUGUCGGGGGCCCGUACUGGCCGUGGGUGACAGCCGGUCAAUGACAAACACACACACAAUGUGCCCGGACAUAAAUGUCAUGGAUGGGGCCACUGGCGUGAAGCUGCAUGGCGGGGACUGCUUGCAUGGUGGGUUGGUGGGGAACUUGACCGCUAUGAACCUAUGACGGAUGGCAACUGAGACUGAAACGACUGAGGGGGGGGUUACUGCGAGAAUAUCUGCUGCACAUCUGCAGUCUGGGCUGGCCGGCUUCGGUCUGCUGCGGGUGCUGUGGCCAUUCGGCUGCUGGCAUGGAUGAGGUGACGGUGAAGCGGUGUGGCGCUUUCGUGCGGGCGCAAGGCCGGAGCGCUGUCCAGCGUGAGGUGACCAUUGCAUGAAGCAUACCGUAUGGUCUAAAGGGCGCGGAAGCUGCUGACGAGCUGCGUCGCCGUCACAAUGCGGGGGCCGGGGGUCGGUGGAUGGGACUGUGGAGGACAGGGUUGAU